CCCCACACCAGUCCUGCAGAACACCUUGGAAACAUUGGUGGAGGCUGUAUUGGCGUGGUGUACUGAUAUGACUCAUACAACACUCAUUCUGAAACUCUUCUGCGCCGCACCUCCAUUACAUUCAAAAGGCUCCAGUUGAAAUUGCACGGGUUCUGGUGGGUGAUUAAACAAGAUUCCUUCAUCAUUAAUAGAAGAAGCACUAUUGAGAACCAGGCUAAUGAUCUCUGUGGCCUUUGAAAGUAGUCGAGGUGAGAGAGAGAGAGAGAGAGAGAGAGAGAGAGAGCGAGCAAAGCGUUUUAGAAUACUGACGAACUACUGACGCUGAGAUAGACUGUGAUGGCUCUACGUAACAACCAAACGAGAAGAAUGGCUGUGCUUUACUUUGCCCUCUCUGGGUUGGACCUGCUGGACGGCCUGUCAGAGCUGGAUAAAGAGGAGAGGCAACAUAUAAUCAACUGGAUUUACUCCCUUCAGAUACUUCCAGGGAACGACAGAGAUGAGCAGGCAUGUGCUGGCUUCAGGGGCGGCACAACCUUAGCCAGCUGUCGGGGUGAGAGUUCCUGUGAUACCGUGUCCCAGCUGGACUGUGGCCACAUCACCAUGACCUACACCGCUCUGGCCUCCCUCAUUAUCCUGGGUGAUGACCUCAGUCGGGUGGAGAGGCCAGCAGUGAUGGCCCACGUGGCUGCCCUCCAGUGCCCAGAUGGAAGUUUCUUCUCAACACGAGGUGGCAGCGAGAAUGACAUGCGGUUCAUGUACUGUGCUGCUGCGAUUUGCUACAUCCUGCAAGACUUCUCAGCCAUCAACACCACCAGUGCCACCAAGUACAUUCUCAACAGUAUGAGUUAUGAGGGUGCUAUGGGCCAAGGCACUCACCUGGAGGCACACGGGGGCAGCAGCUACUGUGCCAUCGCCACACUUCAUCUCCUGGGCAAGCUGGAUUCCUCUCUCUCAAGAACUCAGCGGGAGCGGUUGGUGCGGUGGCUGGUGGAGAGGCAGAGUGGAGGCGGCCUACAGGGAAGACCAAAUAAACCUCCAGAUACCUGCUAUGCCUUCUGGAUUGGUGCCACCCUACAGAUACUUGGAGCAUUGGAUUAUCUGGAUACAGCUGCCUUGAGACAGUUUGUUCUGUCUACUCAAGAUCCCAUAACAGGAGGACUGGCCAAGUACCCAAACUCAAACCCUGAUGGUCUUCACACCUACCUUGGCAUCAGUGGACUCUCUCUCCUAAGAAAAGACAACCUGAAGCCUGUGGAUCCUGCACUGAACAUUAGCCAGCAAGCACUCUCUCAUCUCCAUCAGCUACAUAAAAACAUUUCCAAGAAUUCUACUGUGCCCUGUUGAUGAAUGUCUCUGCUGUAAUUGAUCGCCUCCCUCUCGUCUGCUUCUUGUCUCGCCUGUCUCUUGUACAACUAUAGCCUGUCCAUGCACACAUUAAUUGAAUUAGCUGCAUUGCCCCAGCAGGACUUGUGCACUCUAGGCAUUUCCUGCUGCUCUCCUUAUCUGUCAGAUGCCUUGCAUCACAAAGCUUGGUGCUGCAAAUACAAGUUCAUGUGUAGUCAGGGAAGUGAUGGUAAUGCCAGCCAGUGCCACUAGUUUUGUUCAGGUUGCUAUGGGUUUGACAGUCCAUGUUCCGUUGUUCCCUCUGUAACAGACUGCUGGGUGUGCUGAGAUUGUCAGACCUCCCACAAAUUUUUGUCAUUGUUUAUUGACUAGUGUAUAAAUAAGAAACUAACCUUCUUACUUUACAUUAAAUUCUGUAUUAAAAAGCUGUCCUGCAGCAUGAACAUAUUGUGUAGCAUGACUGAAAACAUCACUACACAGGCUCUGAUCCAUGGCUAUCUUCCACCUCACUGAAAGCUGACACCACAGACAUAUUAUAGUGAAUCUACAUGGUUACUUUAAUCUAUUAUUAAUCCAUAAUGACUGACUGUAUGUCAGUGUAUGUCACUGUGGUGGAAGGUAACCAGGGGUGAAAGCCUACAGAGUGACAUCACAGUAUGGUUGUGGAGGCCAGCUCUUCAAUACCAGAUUUAUCAUGAGGAGGAAAGUGUCAUAAUUAUUCACUUUUGUCACUAAAAAAUGAUGACAAAAACUAGGAGGCCUAAAACAUGAGACCAGUACAGCAGUUUUGUUAAUAUUCCUCACAUACAAGGGAACACAGCCUCUGAGAAUAAUAAUAGUAGCUGAAUGCAGGCCUGCAAGCAGCCAGUCAAAUGAUAACUUACAAAUCCUGCUUGGUUUGUGCAGCUUGCUCAAAUUGGGUCCGUCUAUAAAAGAGGUAUAGUUUACAUUGACAGGGCAUUGUUUGAACUCAAAGAUUUAACAAUAAGCUAGACAAAUGUUAUAUAUAAAAUAUACAACACAUCCCUAUAAUCCUGAAAUGUUGUUUGUAAAUAUUCAUUAAAAGAUGCAUAUAUUACAUGAAGUGAA
Messenger RNA from Scylla paramamosain (green mud crab), 2433 nucleotides. It is a transcript of the gene betaggt-I, whose product is annotated as geranylgeranyl transferase type-1 subunit beta-like. Gene Ontology annotation, cellular component: CAAX-protein geranylgeranyltransferase complex. The record is from RefSeq and is a predicted model, not a curated record. Gene Ontology annotation, molecular function: CAAX-protein geranylgeranyltransferase activity. NCBI's taxonomy places the organism in Eukaryota, Metazoa, Arthropoda, Malacostraca, Decapoda, Portunidae. Gene Ontology annotation, biological process: protein geranylgeranylation. The coding region runs from base 337 to 1344 and encodes 335 amino acids. The transcript is spliced from 7 exons.